Saccostrea echinata is the source of this 1627-nucleotide messenger RNA. RefSeq lists its product as uncharacterized. Gene Ontology annotation, biological process: signal transduction. The record is from RefSeq and is a predicted model, not a curated record. NCBI's taxonomy places the organism in Eukaryota, Metazoa, Mollusca, Bivalvia, Ostreida, Ostreidae. Gene Ontology annotation, molecular function: protein binding. Bases 238 to 954 code for a protein of 238 amino acids. The transcript has 6 exons.
AACUGGAAGUUGGAAAUCCCUUUGGAAACAUUGCCGUAUCUAGACAUUGAGUAAAGUUAUAUGAUGUGAAUAUCAGGGAUAAAAAGUUUCUUACACGAUCAUUCAAGAAAUUUACUUCAGACAGAUUGCUUGGAAGCUGUUUUAUUAGUGUGUUUGGCUUCCUUUUGGAAUAAGUGGAUCAGUCACUGUCAGGCAUUUAGAGGAUAAGAAAUGUUAUGCUGAGAAAUAUCUUGGAGUAUGUCAAAAAGAAACAAGCACAGACCUGUUGAUGCUGAGAGAACUGUGGCAGAGGCCAUGAGACAGGUGGAAAAGGCUAUGAAACAUGUUAAGGUGGUCACAGGAGGGAUGAAUGAUCAGGGAUAUGGGGGAAGCCCUGGUAUGGAGUUUACUUCAGAAAGUGGGCGUGACGAGGCAGAGGGUGCAAGGACAAAGAUAAACAAAGAUGGCUCAAUCAAAAUUGAAAAAGGUUUCAUUGGAAAAAAGACUUCAAUACAUAUACAUAAUUCAAAAAAUGUACAAGUUGGAAACAACAAUGUGAUGGUGGUAAAUCAGACAUCAGGACGUCGUAGAGGAAGGCGACGGAACGACACGAGUUCUGAUUCGUCAGACUCGUCGGAAGAGGAUCCACCAAGAGAGGCAGCUAAACCUAUCACCGACAUCUGUCAACAGAUUCUCAGUUCCACCAGACUCGCCAACGACCAGGACAUCAGGAAAGCCACUACAAUGAUUGGUAAAUCAUGGCGGAGAGUAGGUCGAACCCUGAAUGUAAGCGACACUGACCUAGAACAGAUCUAUAUCCAGUACUUCAGGGAGGAGGGAAUACGAGGUGUGGCACAUCAUAUGUUUACAAAAUGGAAACAACAUAAUGGCAAGAAAGCCACAGUAGGAGUCUUGACAACUGCACUGUCAAAGGUCAAUGACACCAAGGACAUCCAAGUGAACUUUGAACCAUAAUAAAGGGUUUAACAUUGAGCUUGUGCCUUAUUUUAUGGUGAUUGGCAUCUUAUUGUGAUAUUACUAGGAAUCAUUUGCUAAUUUGUGAGUGUUCAACUUGAAAAUUCUCUAAAAUCAGCCAGUUUUUAGCACAGAGGGAGGAAUGAAGCUUUGCCGGAUUAAGUUUUCUCUCUGUAUGGACGAAAUUUGAAGCAUAGGAAACAAGAGAAAAUUAUAAUAAAGAGAUGUCCGAACACAGUGUUUUAAUUAGACUUAAAAAAAAAGAUAUUUUAAUUACAAAAUAUUAUUGCAUUCUUCAACCUCUAUAUUCUACACACUGCAUGGCCUCACUUUCAAAUUAAUAAAUGGUUCACUCCGAGUCAGAGAAAUAGACAUGAUACAUGUAUGUCUAUAAAUCAUCUAGAUAUGCAACAGUUUGAUAAUUUUAACUGGUCUAUUAUCAUACUGACACUUGUGUGUAUGUAAACCUGACCAUUAUUAGAGGACUCUUUUGAAAAAGCUCCGAUUUUAUUACAUUUAAUACAAUAUUUCAUAUUUUUUUUUUACAUAAGUGUCUUCAUUUUGAUAUUUUUUUUAAAAUUAUGUACAUUUUAAUUAUGUAUUGAAAUAUUAAUCAAGUGGCAGGUUAAUUCAUUCAUAUUUCUGAUUUUGAACAUUAAACAACUGUUAAACA